Molecule: messenger RNA, 1194 nt
Organism: Colletotrichum godetiae
Lineage: Eukaryota; Fungi; Ascomycota; Sordariomycetes; Glomerellales; Glomerellaceae
Exons: 1
Coding region: 713-1102 (129 amino acids)
Source: RefSeq, a predicted model, not a curated record
GACGUGGCCCGAAUACAGUCCAGACAGACGCGGAGCAUCGGAGAACUUGAGAUCAGACCAAGAUAUCGCCUGCAACAGAUGAAUCUAGGUUCCAGGACAGCCUCUCCGGGUCAGAGCGGAGCAUCGUAGGGUCCUCGUUGCGACCCGAGCUGCAAGUGUCACAUUUGAUGGAUGAGAGAUAUCCUGCUUCGAUCCCAUAACUCAAGCUAGGCUUGAAAUAUUCUCAGAUACAUCUGAACCCCUUGUGACGGGGUAAGCCAUUUGUGUUUUCUGCCAAACCUGUGCUUGGUGCCUCGUUAGCUGGGGAUAGUUCGUUCUGACACGGCCCACUUGGUGGCCCAGCUGUCAAGCUCAGUAGUGCGACACGAUUUGGUGAUUCAGAUAAUAGAAAGAAGACGAUGAAGUGAGGGGAUCGGCGACGACGAGAGCCAUCAAGUCUCCUGGAAGCCCCUCGCAAGCCCCCUUCUUGUCGAUCUCAAACUGCUCAAGGCUGGAAGUUUAGAUCGUAAACUCAGGUUGAAGCAGUAUUUGCUAGGUGCGAUACCCGUUACCGACUGUUGCGAGCAUCACGCAGAGACGCUCGACCACUAUUGAUUUCUGUUGACCCCUGCUCAGUGAAGGAAGCUUAAACAAGCCACUUGGCGUAAAGCUUGGCGUUCAAUGUGGAGAUUGACUCGAGAUCCUUGAGGAGGCUGACUUGGGCGUUAUUGAAAUGUCUGCGUCAGCGACGAUCAUGCAGGUGGGUAGGGUUGGUGCUUCAUGCGGGCAUGAAAGCCGUUUUGAGAGCGGAGACCCGUGCCAAUGUCCAGCUUUGCUCGUUUCACCAGGACCUGGCCUUGUAGUGUCAAACUCCGAGCGACAGCCACUGCAGCAAAGAGGAGGAGCAAAACAAUUCGAAUAUCCUUGGCGACGCUACCGCGGGAUCCAGGUCAAGCGAGGAGUGUUCGGGCGAGGCUGGCUGAUAGUCCACGUCAUUCCCGUCUCGCAAAAAGCCCCGUCGAUACCAGACAGCGCUGACGGGCUUGGAAGGUUCAGACCGCCGAUGAUACUCGAGGCGGAACGAGUCGAACUGGGGGCGAGUCAAUCCCAGUGUGAAAAGUAGAUGCCGAGUCUGUCAGCAUUGAGUGAGAAAAGGAGGUAAAUUGGAGUUUGUGCCGAGUCCCGAGAGUGCCGGAAGGCAAAUGUCGGGCCAGG